AUGAGGUAUAAAAUACAUAUUUUCCUGAAAUACCAACUGUUAUGUUUUGUGCUCUCCGCGGGGAAUCUGUGCUCUGGGCAGAUUCGGUAUUCAAUUCCUGAAGAACUGCAACUAGGCGCCUUUGUUGGGAACAUCGCUGCCGAUUUGGGUUUAGAUGUGGAUCAACUGUCAGCUCGCAGUUUACGAGUUGCCGCUGGGCCGAGCAAACAAUAUGUAGAUAUAAAUUUGGGGAAUGGCAAUUUACUUGUGAAGAAAAAGAUCGAUAGGGAAGAGCUUUGUGGGCCGAAUCUCGAUUGUGUUUUAUCCCUGGACGUGGUGUUAGAAAAUCCAUUAAGCCUGUAUCAGGCGGAGGUGGAGAUUCUCGAUGUAAAUGACAAUGCUCCCAGUUUUCAGAAGAGCCAUAUACGCCUUGAAAUCUCUGAGAUUGCCGCCACGGGAACGCGCUUUACUCUCGAGUCCGCGCACGAUCCGGAUAUUGGGACUAACUCGUUGCAAACGUAUCAGCUCCUUCCGAAUGAAUAUUUUACUUUGGAUGUACAAAUGCGCAGUGACAAAAGGAUGCUUCCCGUAUUGGUACUGCAGAAACCCUUGGACAGAGAAAGGAUAUCAAAACAUAAAUUAACGGUAAUAGCGAAAGACGGCGGUGUUCCUGUCAGAUCGGGCACGGUUCAAGUUGCAAUCACCGUGAAAGAUGUAAACGACAACGCACCUGUUUUCCCCCAGUCAGUGUACAGGAUUACUUUGCUGGAAUCUGCUCCCCAGGGAACAUUGGUUAUUAGAUUAAAUGCCACCGACUUGGACGAUGGUCCCAAUGGCGAGAUAACGUACUCCUUCAGUAGCCACAGUUCCGCGAUAGUGCGUGAACUAUUUGACGUGGAUUCCAAAACUGGUGAAAUCAGAGUUAAAGGAGUUUUGGAUUAUGAAAAAACCAGUGCCUUUGAGAUUAACGUACAGGCAAUUGACAAGGGUUCUGGGGCAAUACCCGAGCACUGUGAUGUUUUUGUGGACGUCGUUGAUGUGAAUGAUAACGCACCUGAAGUGGAGUUAAGAUCGAUUUCAAGUGCCGUUCCUGAAGACGUCCCGCUUGGGAGUAUAGUGGCUUUAUUCACUGCGGCAGAUAAAGAUUCGGGGAAAAAUGGACAAGUACAAUGUCAUAUUUCGAAUCAACUGCCAUUUAAACUAGAUUCAUCCAAGAAAAAUUACUAUAAACUGGUCAUUAAUCAUGCACUGGAUCGCGAAAAUAUCUCCAGGUAUGAUGUUACUAUAACGUGCACGGAUGCAGGAAACCCUCCACGAACUUCCAAGAAAAAGAUUCUGAUCGAAGUGUCGGAUAUAAAUGACAACGCACCGCGAUUUACGCAGCCUGUGUACACAGCAAGUUUUAAGGAGAACGACAUAAUUGGUGCUUCUAUAUUUUCGGUGACAGCCUUUGAUUCAGAUGUGGGGAAAAACGCUCAAUUAUUUUUUUCUAUAUUACCAACGCACUUCCAGGGCAUCCCAAUUUCUACUUUUGUCUCUAUUAAUUCACAGAGUGGCGAAAUAUUUUCUCAGAGAACUUUUGACUACGAACAAUUAAAAAAGUUUCAAAUUCAGGUUCAAGUGCAGGAUUGUGGAGUCCCACCGCUCACCAGCAACGCUUCAGUGGAUGUUGUUAUCCUUGAUCAGAAUGAUAACGCCCCAGUGAUCGUGAAUCCUUUGCCCGAAUAUGGGUCAACAGCAACAGAAACAAUAUCCCGAUUUGCAGAACCAGGAUACUUGGUUGCAAAGAUAUUGGCCACCGAUGCGGACGCUGGAGAGAACGCUCAUCUCUCUUAUCAUAUUCUGCAGGCUACACAUUCUAAUCUUUUUACUAUUUCGUCAGACACUGGUGAAAUUUGGAUUAUCCGUCAAAUUGCGAACACGGAUGCCUCUAAACAAAGACUGGUGGUUGUGGUAAAAGAUAAUGGAACUCCGUCACUCUCAGCCACAUUGACUAUGUUAUUAACUGUGGUAGACGGGGAUAGUGAAACGUUCUCAAGUAUUACCAGCUUGUCUAACGAUACUGGGUUCACGCCUGAUAUGAGCCUUUCAUUGGUAAUCGCUUUGGGGAUAAUCUCUGCCAUUUUCCUGAUGGUUUUAAUUAUCCUCGCCUCUAUACUUCAUAAAGAUAGGAGAGGUUUGGGAGACCAGCACGGUUUCCUUGGUAUCUGUUGCUGUUUAAAAACAAGAAAUUCUUUCAAUGGAAUUCAGAAGGCCAGCAGAAGCCUUCAGAUACCACCGAACUAUGUUGAGGUGUUUGGGGGAGAUCCACUUUCCCAGAGUUUCCGGUACGAAUCAUGUUCAACAUUACAGUCGAUGAAAAGAGAUUUCGCCAAUCCAAACACACACAGAUCAUCUCCCGGAAAUGAUUGCGCCAGGAAUGAGUCCAUUGGGAAGGAACACAUCAGAGUGACGAAUUCUGAUAAUUACAGUAAGACUGAAAACAAUGAGCUAGAUGCCUCUUGGAAUCUCGGAGACAGCAGCACCGGGAACGCGAUAUCUUCUGGAGACCUCGACUGA
Messenger RNA from Pristis pectinata (smalltooth sawfish), 2538 nucleotides. RefSeq names its product protocadherin-10-like. NCBI's taxonomy places the organism in Eukaryota, Metazoa, Chordata, Chondrichthyes, Rhinopristiformes, Pristidae. Gene Ontology annotation, cellular component: plasma membrane. Bases 1 to 2538 code for a protein of 845 amino acids. Gene Ontology annotation, molecular function: calcium ion binding. Gene Ontology annotation, biological process: homophilic cell-cell adhesion. The transcript is spliced from 2 exons. The record is from RefSeq and is a predicted model, not a curated record.